Messenger RNA from Phyllostomus hastatus (greater spear-nosed bat), 4241 nucleotides. RefSeq names its product TNF superfamily member 10 (gene TNFSF10). The coding region runs from base 121 to 1065 and encodes 314 amino acids. Gene Ontology annotation, molecular function: CD40 receptor binding; tumor necrosis factor receptor binding. The record is from RefSeq and is a predicted model, not a curated record. Gene Ontology annotation, biological process: immune response. NCBI's taxonomy places the organism in Eukaryota, Metazoa, Chordata, Mammalia, Chiroptera, Phyllostomidae. Gene Ontology annotation, cellular component: membrane. The transcript is spliced from 5 exons.
CUGACAAGCCCUGUAUGACACAGGAAAGAACAGUUUGAUUUCAGCUUCUUUACUUUCAAAGCCUUUGGCAAAUACAAAAUCAUUAACGGCAACAGAAAGGUUUUUCAGUUUCUAUUUACCAUGCAACUGAGCUCCACCCACCGCCCUUUUGAGUUUUUCUUCCUCAGCAACUGCCUGCCAGACGCUGCAGCAGUCUCGCACGGACAAGCCAUGGCUGCAUUGCAGACCUCAGGGAACUCCAGUCCAGGACUGAACUGGUUGUUGAUCGUGAUCUUCAUCGUGCUUCUGCAGUCCGUCUCUGUGGCUGUGACUUACAUAUACUUCACCAAUGAGCUGAAACAGGUGCAGGAGAAGUUGUCCAAAAGUGGCAUUGCUUGCUUAUUAAAGGAAGAUGAUGGUUCCUGGGACCCCUAUGAUGACGACAGCAUAAACAACCCCUGCUGGCAUAUAAGGUGGCAACUACGGCAGUUAGUGAGAAAGAUGGUUUUGAGAACCUAUGAGGAAACCAUUUCUACAGCUCCAGAAAGCCAACAGGAUGGUCCUUCGCUAAUAAGAAGAGAACUUCAGAGAGUAGCGGCUCACAUAACAGGGGGCAAACAGAGAAGAACCACACCCCCAGUGCCAAACUCCAAGAAUGAAAAUGUUUUCGGCCAUAAAAUAACCUCCUGGGAAACAUCAAGAAAAGGACAUUCAUUUUUGAAUAAUAUGCACAUAAGGAAUGGAGAACUAGUUAUCGAUCGAACAGGGUUUUAUUAUAUUUAUUCCCAAACAUACUUCCGCUUUCAGGAACCUGAGGAUGUUUCAACAGUAGGGCACAGAAGGAAAAACAAACAGAUGGUACAAUAUAUUUACAAAUUCACAACGUACAAUGACCCUAUACUGCUGAUGAAAAGUGCUAGAAAUAGUUGUUGGUCUAAAGAUUCAGAAUAUGGACUCUAUUCCAUCUAUCAAGGUGGAAUAUUUGAACUUAAGGAAAAUGACAAAAUUUUUGUAUCUGUAACUAAUCAAGAAUUGAUGGACAUGGACCAAGAAGGCAGUUUUUUCGGGGCCUUUUUAAUUGGCUAGAUGAUCUGCAAAGAAAAAGAACAACAGUGCUCUCAAAGUAACCUUUCACUUCAGGGUGAUAUUCCACCACAGCUGACAAAGCACGGCAGCCUGAGCACGGCAGCCUGAGCACGGCAGCCUGAGCACGGCAGCCUGAGCAGGGCAGCCUGAGCAGGGCAGCCACGAUGAAACAUUCUUCAACACAUGUUGAAGAUACAUGUGUUUUUAAUAUCUCUGAAAAGUGACCAUCUUAUUACCCCCCCAAAAAUGAAAGUGCUAAAAGACCUUUCAGGGUUCUACCUGAUACCAAUUUGCUAACAGAAAUCCAGAAGAACCUCAGUUUUCAACCAUGUGUAGCAAUUAACAUCUGUCUUUAUCAUCUACCCUUGAGAAGAUUCUAGAAGAAAAAGCAGUGAUCUUAGGUUCUCUGACAUCCAUCACCUUAAGAAUUGUGCUGUAAGAAGCAACAACCUUUCCUCUUCAUCCCCCUGCCCCCAACGUCUGCAAAGCAACCAUGCAUGAAUGCAUCUCCUUCUGUGUUGGCCAGGCUGGUGUCCAGAUAAGCAAUGCCUGCUGAGGGCUCUACUUCUUAGAACACAGCAUCCGACCUGAUGACCAGAUGCCAAAUGACCAUCAUGAGGUGGGAGGGAGACGACUCUUUGAAUACUGUCAGUGAGAGGCACUAUCAAGCAUAAGUCCAGAGCAGUGUUUGUAAACCUAGAACCCAUAGUCACUGAUGAAGUUCCAAAUGGUACCCACCACCAGAUAUUCCACCUUGAGCAGCUCACCGCAGGCAAGGGAGAUGCUCCCAAUAACCAUGUCUGCGAGCACUACGCCAUUGGCAAGGAGAUCAUCGACCUCAUCUUGUAACGAAUUCAGACACUGACUGGCCAGUGCACAGUUUUCAAGGCUUCUUGGUUUCCCACAGCUUGUUGGGGGAACUAGUUCUGGGUUCCCCUCCGGGCUGAUAGAAAAUCUCUCUCAGUUAUGGCAAGAAGUCCAAGCUGGAGUUCUCCAUUACCCAGUCCCCCAGGCCUCCGCAGCUGUACCUGAGCCCUACGAUUUCAUCCACACCACCCUGGAGCACUCUUUGCAUUCAUGGUUGACAAUGAGGCCAACUACGACACCUGUCAUAGAAAUCUCGAGAUUGAAUGCCCUACCAAUACCAACCUGAAUAGGUUAAUAGGUCAAAUUGUGUUCUCUACCACUGCUUCCUGCAGAUUUGAUGGAGCUCUGAAAGCUCAUCUGACCAAAUUCCAGCCCAGCUUGGUGCCCUAUCCCCACAUUCACUUCCCUCUGGUCACACACGCCCAUCAUCUCCGCUGAGGAAGUCUACCGUGAACAACUUUCUGUAGCAGAGAUCACCAAUGCAUGCUAUGAGCCAACCAACCAAAUGGCAGAAUGUACCAUGGUGAUAUGAUGCCAAUGCUGUCCUUGCUGCCAUCAAGACCAAGUGCAGCAUCCAGUUUGUGGACUGGUGCCCCACUGGCUUCAAAGUUGGUAUUAAUGACCAGUUUCCCACUGUGGUGCCUGGCGGAGACCUGGCCAAAGUACAGUGAGCUGUGUACAUGCUGAGCAACACUUCAGCUAUUGCUGAGGCCUGGGCUUGCUUGGACCACAAGUUUGGCCUGACGUAUGCCGAGUGUGCCUUUGUCCACUGGCACGUGGGUGAGGGCAUGGAGGAAGGACAGCUUUCUGAGGCCCGUGAGGACAUGGCUGCUUUUGGAACAAUAUGAGGAAGUUGGUGUGGAUUCUGCCAAAAGGAGAGGGUAAGGAAGGAGAAGAAUGCUACAGUUAAAAUGUCACAACAAUGCUGCUUGUACAGGGAUACUUAUUCUGUGUUGAACAUUGAAGACUUGUGGUCUGAUCGGGUCAUUUGAAUGUAGCAGUAUGUAUUUAUAUGCAAUUACUGGCCUGUGCUUUUCAGCACGACACAUUGUUACAGAACCAACCUGUUCAUUUCCCUGAUGGGUUUGAGAAAAGUACUCCUGGUCUUAAAUUAAAAAAAAAAUAAAAAGAAAGUAACGGUCUUAAACAGUAUAUCAUAUUGAUAGCUUCCAGAUUGCUGUGAGGGAUGACACUUGCACAGUUGGAAGAGACAGGAGCACUGCCCAGAGGUCAUGGUCUUGGGAGGCCGUCCUCUGUCAGCACACGCAGCGUGCACAGGGAGUGCACCUCACAUGGGACUUUGCAGGAGUUGUCUCCUACAUCUGAAUCUGGUGGAAAUGAGAAAAUUACACUCAAAAUGCUAUCACUUUUAAUGAAAUUAUGUUUGUGAAUGGCCUGUGCUACUGAAAGUCACAGCUGGCCAAAAGCACUGAAGGUAUUUUUGAUAAAGGACUCUGUGAUGACUAAUCAGCUAUUCAAAACCCAGGGAAUUUGGUUUCACGUGAGGAGGAGAAAUGGGAAAGCAGAAAUGACAAAGGUAAGUCAGCAGAAAAGAGCCAAAUAAAGACGCACGCAGACUCGUCCCCUGCCAAAUGUUGGUAUCUGAUACAUAUCUGAUUAAGGUUGUAUCAUUUGUUUACCCCUUCCAGAAAAACAGCAGUUAGUUUUAUCUUCCAAAAUCAUGACAUGAAACAUUUUAUUUCACCACUUCAUCUAAGUAGUUGGAGAAAAAUUUAGUUGGAGUAUUUGUCUAAUUUCUUCUAAAUGUUAUUCCUAAACAUAGCAUAAUAUCUACUCUUUAAGUAUAUGCUCAUAUUUUCAUUGAAAUAUGCCCUGAUCAAGCUGGUCUUUUUCGAAAAGGCUCAUUUACAUUUAAAUUUACAACAUGUUAGAGACACCUGGCACUUCUGAUCCUCCUCACUCUAUUUUUUCCAUAACACUAAUCAAAUUCUUAUGUACAAACAAAUGGACUUAUUUGUAUGGUUUUAAAAGCUUGUUUCAGUAUAAUAUAAGUGGAAACAUUUAGCGCUGUUACAUGUAUAUCUGCUGUACAUACAGGAAGGUAAGGGAUUUGCUGAAUGAAUGAGUGAAUGAAUGAAUGAAUACCUAGUGACAUAGAAAGAACUGGAGAAUUCCAAAAGUAAUCUCAAAUAGAGAAGACCUUUUAAACCAAAGUUUAAAACCCAAAGAAACAGAAUAAAAUGUUUUAUGACAAAUACCUUAGGGGUCUAAGAACAAAUUAAUUUUUACUCUGUAUUUUUGUACUACAUUUUUAAAAUGUUACUUUUUAAUAAACAUAGUUCUAUGUU